AUGUUUUCUGUUAGGAUUGUAGAUGGAUUUUACGUGGGAAAACCUAUAGAUGGCUUAGAUAUUUUGUUUUCUAAAUUUCAUGAGGCGAAUGUUAACCGUGUUCCAGUUUUGAGGAUAUUUGGCUCAACUCCUGGUGGACAGAAAACUUGUGUUCAUAUUCAUCAAGUAUUUCCUUACUUAUACAUACCUUACGAUGGAACUAAACCCACAGAUAAAUAUCUGAAACAAUUUACGACAAGUGUAGACUUUGCUGUUCAAGUUGCGUUUGGUAGAACAUCAUCUUCUAUGAAAUAUGUUCAUAAAACUGAAAUUGUUAAAAAAAUACCAUUUUAUGGUUAUCAUGAGAACGAAGAAGAGUUUAUUAAGAUGGAGUUGUACAAUCCAAGAAUAAUUCCCAAACUUGUUGAUCUUCUUCAGAAUGGAGCUAUAUUGAACAAGUCAUUUCAACCACACGAAGCUCAUGUUCCUUAUAUUCUACAGUUUCUAAUUGAUUACAAUCUUUAUGGUAUGAACUUACUUCAUGUAAGAAAAGUUCAUUUUAGAGGAAUUUCUUCAAAAACAGAUAAAAAUCUUUCAUAUAAUAAUAAAUCAAUUCCACUUCAUGGUUCAUCUCCAAAUUCAUUUCUCAAUUUUCCUUCAUCUCAACACUGGAAUGAAGACACUAUUCCUAGAAAUUUAUGCCUGGAUCCUACUGUGAAAAAAGUCAGUCGUUGUGAACUUGAAGUUGAUGUAAUUGCUGAAGACAUCUUGAAUCAAAUAAAUGUUGAAAGUUGUAUUGGUCAUAAUCCUGGUAUAACUGCUAUGUGGGAAGAUGAAAGACAACGAAGACGAGAUAUUGGACUAUCUUCACAAUUUGCUCUUCCUGUUUCACAAGUUAAGGUAGUAAUGAUGAACAUGAUGAAGAUAUUGAUGAAGAUAAAGAAUCAAUAUUAAUGUCACAGCCAUUUUGGAAAGAUGAUGAAGAGGAACAUGAUUCCCAAAGUUCGGAGGAUGAAGAGGAAGUGGACUGGAAACCACCUUUACGUAUGUCUCAAGUUGAUGGUCCUGGUGAUGACGAGGACUCCAGGUGACAUGUGUAGUCAAUCAAUUUUCACUCCGCGAGAGAAUCUCGAAACACUAAACGCGCGUGUCUGGGUGUAAUCUCGCGUGUCUGGAUGCAGAAAGUUCUCUCUCAUCCUAAAUGUACAGCAGCCGUUCGACAAACAUCAUUUAGUAAAGAUGGAAGAUCCCACAAGAAUGGAGUUGUGAAAUCCCCUUUACCACCUGUGUCAUUCACUUCAAUUACUCUUACUAGUUUGUCAUUACUCAUGUGUCAUGGUGAUUCAUGGCCAAGAAUGUUCAUUUGUAGUUUGGAUUCUUUGUUGAUGUCAGUUGUUUGUUCAUAUAAUGAUGAUGGGCCCCAUUGUUAUAAGAACCCACCAAAAGGUGGUCAAAUGAUACUUACAGAAGAUCAACUCUGCACUAAGCAUUCUUUGAGUAAUGAUAAAACUAGGUUAUUGAAGGGCGGUCCCUUUUCCUUCGCUUGAAGUUACCAUAACAGUGCAUUGUGAAUUGUAGUCUAUCGAAAUAGCGAUUCAUAAUAUCAGUAGCUUCUUUAUUGGUUGAUGAUGCUGCUUACUUCGUGUAUGGAAUGGUAUCGACAUGUUGAAUGGACAUUGCAUAAUGGCAUAUGUACGUAUGAACAUUUACACUGAAGUGACUGCACUAUAAAAAUGGACUACAUUCUACGAAGAUGGAAAACAAGCGAGUGGAAAAACACGAUCUAUAUCUUGUGGUUUGUAAGUUGAGUAGAUAUAAGUGUUAAAAUUAACUUGUAUGAGUAACUGCAUGAGAUAGUUAAAAAGGAUCCUGAUGGUCUAUCUUUAUAAUUUGAAACUUAACCAUGAAAAACACCCAACUUACAAAAGUGUCAUUAAAAGAUGUCACUUGCUGUGAGAAAAUAGCUGGCUUUCACUCGCUACUUUUUAGUAAUUUAUUUAACGUUAAUUAAGAAAAUUGCAAUAAUGCAAA
This is a messenger RNA of Xenia sp. Carnegie-2017, 2010 nucleotides long. Its product is annotated as DNA polymerase zeta catalytic subunit-like. Gene Ontology annotation, molecular function: DNA-directed DNA polymerase activity. Gene Ontology annotation, cellular component: zeta DNA polymerase complex; nucleus. The record is from RefSeq and is a predicted model, not a curated record. Gene Ontology annotation, biological process: double-strand break repair via homologous recombination; error-prone translesion synthesis. Lineage: Eukaryota; Metazoa; Cnidaria; Anthozoa; Malacalcyonacea; Xeniidae.